Girardinichthys multiradiatus is the source of this 3644-nucleotide messenger RNA. It is a transcript of the gene araf, whose product is annotated as A-Raf proto-oncogene, serine/threonine kinase. The record is from RefSeq and is a predicted model, not a curated record. Gene Ontology annotation, cellular component: mitochondrion; cytosol. Lineage: Eukaryota; Metazoa; Chordata; Actinopteri; Cyprinodontiformes; Goodeidae. Gene Ontology annotation, biological process: signal transduction; protein phosphorylation. The coding region runs from base 257 to 2077 and encodes 606 amino acids. Gene Ontology annotation, molecular function: ATP binding; protein kinase activity. The transcript has 16 exons.
UACCAAGCCUGCAUCUGUCCAAUGAAAACACGCGACCACAUGAACCAGCCAAUGGGAGCAGAGCAUUAUGGUGCUUUUUCUGCUUUCCCUGAACUUCUUGACAGAUUCGACUUCAGAUUGAGAGCAUUCAAGAUGGCUGCUACAGAUUGGAAGUAAAGACAAAUCUCCAGAGCCCCCCUGUGCAUGCAGCUCUCUUAAGGUUGCAGCAUCUAGUUCUGUGUCCCCUACCCCACCCCCACUCCUCUUGUUUUUCACCAUGUCCUCCACCUCCUCCUCGUACUCCUCAUCAGGGGAGACUAGUCCGGAGGAUGUACCCCGCGGUGGUGGCACCAUCCGAGUGUUCCUCCCUAACAAACAGAGGACAGUGGUGAACGUCCGGCAAGGACAGACUGUGUACGAGAGUCUUAAUAAAGCACUCAAAGUGAGAGGCCUGAGCCAAGACUGCUGUGCUGUAUUUCGCCUGCUGGAAGGUCGCAAGAGACUGACAGACUGGGACACAGACAUCACUCCUCUGGUUGGAGAGGAGCUUUUAGUCGAAGUCCUGGAUGACAUUCCUCUCACCAUGCACAACUUUGUACGGAAAACUUUUUUCAAACUGGCUUACUGUGAUUUUUGCCACAAGUUUCUUUUUAAUGGCUUCAGAUGUCAGACAUGUGGCUACAAAUUUCACCAGCACUGCAGCAGCAAGGUGCCCACUGUGUGUGUUGACAUGGAUACAGUGAGCAAACGGUGUGAUACCAAUUCCUGCACGGAUGAUUAUCCUCAGAUACUUUUGCCUGAAAAUUCCCCAUCACAGAGCAACCUUGUCCUGACCCCAGAGCCUGCUGGAACAGGCCUCCUGUCCCCGACCUUUAACUUUCCAACAACAGGUGGAGACGGUCAGUCUCUACAGAGACAUCGUUCCACCUCCACCCCCAAUGUUCAUAUGGUCAGCACAGUGGACCCCGCUAAUGUCGCCAUCAUAGAGGAAGCACUGAAAUACAACACAAUAGGUCCUGAGCCCUCACCGAAACCUUCCACCAGUCCACCCUCCUCUCUUGGCUCUCCUGGAAGAAGGCCACAGAAGUCCCCACUAGAGCAUAAGGAACGCAAACCCUCUUCAUCUGACGACAAGAAGAAAGUGCACCGAGGAGGCUACAGAGACUCUAGUUACUACUGGGAGGUCCCUUAUCGAGAAGUCACCUUACAGAAGAGAAUAGGUACUGGCUCCUUCGGCACGGUCUUCAAGGGCAAGUGGCAUGGAGAUGUGGCCAUCAAGAUCCUCAAGGUUAAAGAGCCAACGCCUGAGCAGCUACAGGCUUUCAAAAAUGAAAUGCAGGUCCUACGGAAAACCCGCCACGUCAACAUCCUGCUGUUCAUGGGCUUCAUGACUAAGCCCAACUUUGCCAUCAUCACCCAGUGGUGUGAAGGUAGCAGCCUGUACCGCCAUCUCCAUGUCUCAGAAACCAAGUUUGACACUAUGCGUCGCAUUGAUGUGGCCAGACAGACAGCGCAGGGCAUGGAUUACCUCCAUGCAAAGAACAUAAUUCAUCGAGACCUGAAAUCAAACAAUAUUUUUCUCCAUGAGGGCUGGACUGUUAAGAUUGGUGACUUCGGCUUGGCAACUGUGAAGUAUCGAUGGAGUGGUUCUCAACAAGUAGAGCAGCCCAGUGGCUCUAUUCUCUGGAUGGCACCCGAGGUUAUCCGAAUGCAGGACAGUAACCCCUACACGUUCCAGUCUGAUGUGUAUGGUUAUGGAGUGGUGCUGUUUGAGCUGAUGUCAGGAACCCUUCCUUAUUCCAAUAUUAACAACAGAGACCAGAUACUCUUUAUGGUGGGACGUGGUUACUUGUCUCCAGACCUCAGUAAACUGUACAGUACCUCACCCAAGUCCAUGAAGAGGCUCAUCAUUGACUGCCUGAAGUUCAUACGGGAUGAGAGGCCCCUUUUUCCACAGAUCCUGGUAGCCAUUGAGCAGGUGCAAGAACUGCUGCCAAAAAUUGAGCGAAGCCGCUCAGAGCCAUCUCUUCACCGGGCCGUUCAGGCCGAGGACUUGAACCCUCUCCUGUUCCAAACCACCAAACUGAUGCCCCUUUAAGCCUCCUGCAUGCCUGGCUGAAAGCUGUCUCCAUGUCCAGAAGUGCAGCAUCCCUCGUGCCUGAGAGGCCACAGCUGGCAGUAAUAACAGAUCACAUCCAUCCCGAACCCACCCCACACACUCUCCACCCUGCAAAGCCAUGGACAUGCAAAACUGUAACAAACGCUAGAAGUAACACCAGCACUCUGCUUACUAUGUUAGGGAGCCUUCUUGUUAUACAUGGACAGAGGCCUGCCUGUCAGGGGACACAUUGCUGAAGUAAUUGUCCACUGGUCGUCAACCAGGCUGAAAUGUUGCCACUCUGAUUAUCCCACCGUUAUCACUGGUAAAAUCCGAUCAGUGGAACUUCGGUCGAAACCAGAAGGCAGUCUAACCAACACAAACACAGAGCUGCUGACUCAGGCUUUGUAAUACUUUCACACGUUCUGACCAUCCACCCAGCUCAGUGAGGGAGUGGUAGGUCUGAUAUAUGAAGCUCUUGAUAUGAAAGCAGAACAUUUUCUUAGAGGACAACAACCUUUGUUUUUAUAGGAACAUUCUAUAUUUACUAUUUUUACACAUAUUUCAGCACAAUCACCAAAACAAACCAGUAUCAGGGCAGGGGAGGAGGAGCCUUGAGCAAGUUUCAGAUGAUCGUGAAAAGAACAUUCAGGUUUUUUAAGACAGUUUGUCUUUUAGAGGUCGUUAACUCACCAGGGUUUGGCCAGACUGGCUGAAGAUCUAAACCCCAACAACCUCGUUCCACCCGACGGUGGAAGAAAUCCUCUAUGUAGUCUUAAGCCAGACAUAAUCAAGUUUAAAUAGUAUCAGUUAACUAGCAGUGAAGACUCAUUAACUUAAAUAUUAUUGACCCCUCUUUUGUUCCUUUAAGUUCAUCAAAACCUGGAUCUCAGUUAUAGGUGCUGUGUUUGGGCAGUCAUCUCCAAAAUACAAACUCUAUCAGUAAAACAUGGCUGAGGUCAUCACAGGGCACCAGACUCUCAGCAGAGUAUGAGUCUGAUAAUCAGAGCUCACUAAGGCAUGGUGUUAGGAGGUCCAUAGAAUGGAUGAAUUAUUUUCUUUCAGUUUUCAGAAGCUCUCUGUGGGUUUUAAGCUCCCCAGAGACUUUUUGGUUCCUUUUCACUCUUUGUUUUUAUCCAAAUCCUUUCCAGCACAUGACUGACAGCUCGUAGCCUGCUUUCCUUAGGGGAACCGUCAGUCGUGGUGCUGUUGAAGCAAGUCUUGUCCUCAGUGUUUUUUGCGCCUUGGGAACAUGACUCUGGUGCUUCAAACUCAACAACAGCUUCAGAACCACCAUCAGGUUUUUGACUGGUAGUGGAGCCUUGUUCAAGAAUGCUAUUUAGGGCUGUGAUACCAUGUUGGGAUAGUCUGCCACUGCAGGAUUCACAAGAUGGUUCAAGCAAGCUAAGGUCCUGCAGGCUCGGUAUGUGAAGUAGUGGCUGUUGCUUUGCAGAGAACAGGUAGAUUCUGUACAACUGUUAAUACUUUAUUUUGUUUUGGUAACCAGUUUGAGGAAACCUGUAUCGUACUGGAGCGGUCAAGUGGUAGUAAAUGUUUCUAUGAUGUA